AUGACGGAUCACAACGGCAACGACGGCUGGCAGGGUCCGCAGCUUGACUUCGUCCCCAUCAACCAAGCAGACUCACCUCCUGAAUCUAAAAGACGCCGCGCGUACUUAUCUUGCGAGCGUUGCCGCAGGCGCAAGACCCGCUGCGAGCCGACAUCAGACCGGAGGCAGCCGUGUAAGCGAUGCUCAACAGACAAUCAGCCUUGUGAGUUCAGAGCGUCGCGACGCACCAAGAGAAAGCUGUCGCUUCCAGCUGAGACCCCUGAGCCAGUGUCGCGUCACAAUCAUACGGAGACCGAUCUCGAAAUUCCAACUUCAACACCACUUGCGCCUCGAGAUGUUCCAGUUCGUCCUCCCAAUAAGGAAGGACAUGUGGAUGACGGACUCGUCGCCGACUGCUCCCAGAGUCCAAGGACCCCAACUGCAUUAGACGCAAGGGAAAGACUUAUUUCUACACAUAUACACAAUGCAUCAGAUGCCCUAGACCUUCUGACAUUCGCCGCGAGCGGUAAUCACGCCUACAAUAGCCCGUCUGCCACGCCUGGCCUCCAAAGCCAAGCUUCAUCUAUUGCCCCUCCGACUGUUAUCUCAGAUCCAUCCCUCAAUCUAGAUAGAGCAUGGAAAAGCUUUUCACUCAUCAGAAAAGGGAUUGUAUCGAAGCAGGAAGUGAUGGACUACCUAGGUUUCUUCUUCGAUCAAUUAUGGCCGCUGAAGCCAGUCGUACCGUCUUACUACCGCGAUAUGAGCACUUAUGGACAACUUGUUGCUGAGGAGCCUCUUUUGGUAGUCUGUCUCGUCACGCUCUCCUCGAGGUACUUUCCACUGCCUGGAGAUCAUGGCGAAAUCAGGUCCGAGCGAAUACACUGGCAAACGUGGAGGAUCCUCCAGCGAUCCCUGCAGUCCGUCAUGUGGGGGUCUACCACGACGCGCUCUCUUGGAGCGAUAGCGGCGAUGCUGCUUCUGAUAGAUUGGCAUGUGAAGGCUAUUAACAACCCGACUGACUUUACAGAAGGAGAAGAUGAAGCUCAUGGCUAUGCCAAUGGUGAUGGCUUCAAGCUUUCGCCCAAUAACACAGACUCACUCACUGGACAGCGACGGUAUGGGAUGGUAUCAUUAAUGGAAAAGCUGAAUAUUGUAUCUCCAGCAUAUCGGAGCAAUAAGAUGUCAUGGAGUCUUCUUUCCAACGCUAUUGCUUUAGCCCACGAGGGCUGCUGCUUCCAGCACGAAUCGCUUGGUUCCAGAGUCGCUUCCUCCAAUCUGGACUCUAUUAAAAAAGAAUGGAAUGGUCUCCUCUGUGUGUUCAUAUACCUCGCAGACGAAGGCCUUGCGACUCGACUAGGUCUAGAGCCACUAUUGCCAGAGAAGUCGAGACAAGUAGUCAAAGACCGCUUCGCAACGACAUUCGCCGAGUCUCUACUGGACAGUCAUCUCUGGGAAGGCUAUUUCGAACUCUCUAUAGAGACUCGAAAGGGAAGAGAAUUUUUGCACUCAUUGAAAGCCCGCGGUGGAUCAUUUUCCGACCUAGACCUCGUCCCUCAUUUGGAACGCCUGCGAAGAGCCCUGCAGCGUUGGAGACGGCAGUAUUACCAUCAAGAUGAUUUCAAUUCGUUAUUAAAUGCAUGUCUUCUGAUGGAGUUUUACUAUAUAAGCUUAUUUUGCUUUGCUCCAGCAGCACAGGCCAUACAAGUUGGAUCCAGAGCCCUGCCGCAAGAAAGGCUUCAAGCCUUGUCUGAGUUUGAGGAUCAGGCAACACAGGCCGGCCACGCACUUUUAUCUAUAGUUGUGGAUUUCCUGAAGCCUUCGGGGCUGAUCAAAUAUCUACCAGUUCGAUGUUGGCUCUUCAUCGUUGCUGCGAGUCUUCAUCUGCUCAAGGCAACCCUUGCACAAACCAAGAACAUAAACCGGGCACAUCCAAAUAUCUAUCUUCUACUUCGCGUUAUCAAUGCAGUCCACAGUGGCUCCCCUGAUGAUUCGCAUAUGGCAAUCCGAUAUGCCAAGUUCCUGGGCAUUAUGCUACAGAUAGCUCUACCAGCCGCGUCGGGCAGCCCUGAUAGAGCAUCAGGAGAAGAAACAAGGGAAGACAGUGAUGGUGCUGAACUUCAGCUGAAAGGCGGCUUCGAGGAUGCUGCCUAUGCUUGCACAUUUAACAAUAUGGCAGUUGAGGGAGUUGAUGACUGGAAUGCUUUUCUUGACUUGGACUUGGCUCCAGAUCUUUUCAUGUGGUGGGAGUCUAUGUAUAGUUGA
Messenger RNA from Fusarium oxysporum Fo47, 2241 nucleotides. RefSeq lists its product as uncharacterized. Gene Ontology annotation, cellular component: nucleus. Gene Ontology annotation, biological process: aromatic amino acid catabolic process; positive regulation of transcription by RNA polymerase II. Bases 1 to 2241 code for a protein of 746 amino acids. Lineage: Eukaryota; Fungi; Ascomycota; Sordariomycetes; Hypocreales; Nectriaceae. Gene Ontology annotation, molecular function: DNA-binding transcription factor activity, RNA polymerase II-specific; zinc ion binding. The transcript has 4 exons. The record is from RefSeq and is a predicted model, not a curated record.